AUGCCCAUAGUCAGCUGCAUCUCCAUCACAUCUAUCAUCAUGUCCGAGGAGGUCGCGCCCCAACCAAAGUGUCCUCGCACUGAUCUUGUUCGCUACUGCAGGAAGGGGGGUCCCGAGAAGAACAACUGCUGGUCGUUCGAGGAGUUCUGGAAUCCUCGUGCAGUGAAGAUCGAGAAGGCAGCUGAAAGGAUCAUCGAUGAAUGGAUCAAUUCGAAGAAUGCCCCGCCGAGUGAAGUCCAACCGACAACUACGUCACCUGCGCUGUGUGCAGGGAUGGUUGAAGAGGACAAGAAUACCGACUUGGCGGGAAAAGUGGAUGUAGUGCCCAGAACUUCUCAUUCGGUCGAAGUCGCUGGCAAUUGGGAUGUACCAGUACAGGAGCAAGCGAAUGGUUCACAGGACGAUGAAAGGACAGAGCAGCCAAUUUCCAUCGAGGAUGAAUACUAUGAGUAUCAAGACUACGAUGAAGAGGUUCCUCACGAGUGUUGGGAGCUGUGGGAUGUGUUUGAGCAGUUUGGAAUGAUAGCGUCGAUAGCAGUUCAAAACCAACAGAAGGAAGGACUCUACAAUGCCCUGGCUUUUGUGAAUUUUCUUGAUGAGUCAAGCGCAAAGAGUGCUUUUGAAGAUAUGAAGGGAGGGCAGAUUCUCGGUAAACCGAUCAAGGUCAGACCGCCGCAACCAAAAGUUAUACUGUGCUCUGCGAGGCUGCUUGAUGCUUACGAGUCUCAAUUCUACGAGCCGGAGGAUUUCGAUGAAGUGUAUCAAGAGGAGCAUUCCUGUAAUCAGCCGGACUCCAGUGUUGAGCUUCAGAGCGCCGACCCCCGCGGGCCUCACGAGUCUUGGGAGCAUGCAGACGUUCUGAGCGCAAGAACUCAAGACCUGCAGCUCAACGACGAGGAAGGAAUACACAAUGACAAGCCCCGCACAAAGAGCACGUGGAUCUCCAAGGCCAUGGCGGCACCGACGUACAGCCCGUCGUUGACAUCUGUCAGAUCAUUGUUCGAGGAGACGGCAGUGAUGACUCUUGGCCUCCAGGCGUCUUCAACCCUCAGCAGACUUGGACGACCAAGGCCAGUCGGAAGCUACUUCUGCAACGAUCUGGUGCAUCCUUCAGUAUCGUUCCAGCGUUGCCAACAAGCAGGAGCGGCCACUCGCAGCCUGGUGGGAGCUGUUCAGUCUGGCAAGACCUUGAACGGAACCGACUAUGUUUCAUUUCGAGGGUUCCCCCAGUGGGCGGCUGAGUUGGCAGUCGAUCCAUGCAUCGCCCAGGAUAUGUUAGAGAGGUCGCAGCAUGUUCGGGGCUCCAGAGAGGCCAUUAUCCCGCUUUACACGGUAACGAAGGAACGGUGGGCAGAGACAACCAGCGAUACUUCGGCAGUUUCCUUGUUGACCUCCUGCCGACCUGAAAAAGCUCAUCGGCUCAAUCCGAGUUCCGAGUUCAAGUUCUCAGUCUCGCUCCCGCGACUGGCGGGCCAGCGGCCGAACGAGCCGAACGAGCCGCAUGAUUCGCCAUUACCGUACUUCGAAAGGGCUGGCACCGAUGGGGCGGCGAACAGCUGA
Guillardia theta CCMP2712 is the source of this 1560-nucleotide messenger RNA. RefSeq lists its product as hypothetical. NCBI's taxonomy places the organism in Eukaryota, Cryptophyceae, Pyrenomonadales, Geminigeraceae. The record is from RefSeq and is a predicted model, not a curated record. Gene Ontology annotation, molecular function: RNA binding. Bases 1 to 1560 code for a protein of 519 amino acids. The transcript has 14 exons.